Molecule: messenger RNA, 933 nt
Organism: Bufo bufo (common toad)
Lineage: Eukaryota; Metazoa; Chordata; Amphibia; Anura; Bufonidae
Product: olfactory receptor 11L1-like
Exons: 1
Coding region: 1-933 (310 amino acids)
Biological process (GO): G protein-coupled receptor signaling pathway
Cellular component (GO): membrane
Molecular function (GO): olfactory receptor activity; G protein-coupled receptor activity
Source: RefSeq, a predicted model, not a curated record
AUGAGUACUAACCACAGCUCUGUAACACAUUUUAUUCUCCUGGGUUUCUCCCUUAGCAAGCAAACUCAGCUAUUUUUAUUUAUAUUGUUCCUAAUUAUCUACUCCAUGACUCUGAUGUCCAACCUUCUUGUCAUCACCUUAGUGACAUUUCAGAGAUCACUUCACAAACCCAUGUACUUCUUCAUUGGAAACUUUUCUUUCUUAGAAAUGUGGUAUACUACUGUCACUGUUCCCAGGAUGCUUAAAGAUUUAGGAACCGGAAAUAAAACAAUCUCCUCCAUUGGGUGUAUUUCCCAAUUUUAUUUUCUCUUCUCUCUUGGAGCCACACAACAUUUUUUAUUAGCUAUAAUGGCUUAUGAUCGUUUCUUGGCUAUUUGCUUUCCUUUGAGAUAUACCAAUCUCAUGUGCAGGUCCACCUGUGGGAAGCUUGCAGCAGCAUCUUGGAUUGCAGGUUGGUUAUCCAUUUCAUUGCCAGCUGCUAUGAUGUCACGGUUAGUCUUCUGUGGACCAAAUAUAAUGGACCACUUCUUCUGUGAUUUCAGUCCUCUGUUACAAUUGUCCUGCACUGAAACCUGGUUAAACGAGAUUAUAUUUUCUGCUGUGGCUUGGACAGUAAUUCUUGGUUGCUUUUUCUUUACUUUUAUGUCUUAUAUCUCAGUAGUUACUGCCAUCUUAAGAAUACCAUCUUCCAUUGGUCGCCAAAAAGCAUUUUCUACUUGUGCAUCCCAUAUUGCAGUUGUUGGCAUAUUUUUUGGCACAGUCAUUUUCAUGUAUAUACGCCCAAAAGCUAAGAAUUCUUCCCCAAUUGAUAAAGUGGUCUCAGUGUUUUAUUCUGUUGUAGUUCCCCUUCUAAAUCCUAUGAUCUACAGCCUAAGAAACAAAGAGAUGAAAAAUGCUCUGUGGAAAGCUGUAAAUAAAUUAAAAAGAACAUGA